GUUUUAGAUGUAACUUAGCAUUAAAGCAAAUAAGAGCCUUAAAGUGUAAUGGACUUUAAAGGGCACAGUGCAUCUCUGUCAGCGUAUAGAGGCAUCAAGUGCUGCGUUUUAACCUUCUCAAACAGUGAGAAUGUUUAUGCCAAAGUCACAUCGGUCAACUUACUGAACCUUCUGUGACAUCCACAGCAAAGUUCUCAAUGGAUCACAAUGUUUCAGACCCAAAAGAACCGCAUGUUGAGACACCAAAGCUGAAGAGUUGCUCAGUGGCCAAAUGAUUUAGGUUAAUCAGAUAAUUAAAUGGGGUAUUAAUAGCGAGGCGGGCAACAGGCCAGUGAAGGAGUGGCAUCUCUUUCCUCACACUACAGCUUACACCACCACAUCACUCGGCCGGAAUGUGGUGGUAUAUAAAUAUACAGCCUCAGCAACAUCGAGAAUGUGACCGUAAAAACUGUUAAAUCCUUGGUGGCUUCAAGUCUCUUUUCCUGUAGACUGCUGAGACUAAAGCUAAAUCAUGCUGGCUACCAGGAGUUUGCUGUUCAAAAAAACACUGGCUAUUCUUUCUCGCCAGCCUGCAUUCUUUGUUCACCAUGGUGACUAUGGCAACUGGGGAAAUACCAAUGUUGCAGUGGUUUUCUCAGGAUGCGGCUGGUGGGACGGAACUGAUGUCCAUGAGGGCGUGUACACAAUGUACCACCUGAGCCGCAACGGUGCACGCUUCCAGAUGUUUGCUCCAAACCAGCAGCAGAUGCAGGUGAUGGACCACACAAGGAAGCAGCCAGCCUCUGGCGAGAACCGAAACAUGAUGAUGGAGUCGGCACGCUUCAGCCAUGCUCUAGGAAUGACACAGAUGCAGGACCUGGCCAAGCUGGAUGUUAACAGCUUUGAUGCAGUCAUCUUUCCUGGAGGACAUGGAAUCACCAAGAAUCUAUCCUCUUUCAUGAAGGAUGGAAAAGAUUGCAAGCUUCAAAAUGAUGUGGAAAGAAUCCUGAAAGAUUUCCAUCGCUCACGCAAGCCAAUUGGACUGUCCAGCAUGGCCCCUGUGCUGGCUUGCCGUGUGCUGCCUAGCCUUGACGUGACUAUGGGCUAUGAGCGUGAUGACACCACUCGCUGGGGAUCCUGGCCUCACACAAACAUGGUGCAGGCGGUAAAGAAUAUGGGUGCACAUCACCACGUACGUGAGCCAUAUGAAGCUUAUGUGGACGAGAAGAACAAAGUGGUCAGCACCCCGACCUUCAUGUGGGAGACGGAGUAUCACUAUCAUUACAUAUUUGAUGGGAUUGGAAAUAUGGUUAAACACGUCAUGCGUAUGUCGACCAAGUGAGCCGACGGUUAAAAACCAGAGGAAGUAAUAGAAGAUGUCACUGUCGGCAGACACUGUGUACCUCUGUGUUGUUAAAUUCUAAAGGGAAACUAUAUAAAUGCAUUAGUUGAACAGAACAGGGCUCGUUUAUUUCGAGAGAAAUGUGUACUGGUUAAUGUGAUUAAAAUGUACGCGUUUAGAGCGAAGACGGAUAUUUCACUGUAGUGUUAAUGUGCUGUAAUUCUCACGAGGUGCAUGGGUGGAUUCAACAAGUUCUCACAGUGGAGCGUCUCUACCAAGGUCAACACCGAUCCAGUCAUCUCCAGGUUCGAAGUGUCAUCGUGCAGCAAACCUUCCUGUCGGUUUAUUUUUCUGAAAGAAAAAAUAAAAGCAUAGUGCACAAAACAUUUUCUUUUAAUCUCUGAGGGAUAAACCAGCGGUGAAUUGUGCGUUGCAGCUAUACAUAAAUGUCGACUCCUCACCGUAUAAAAGAAAUGUAUGAAACACAAGAUGUCG
Molecule: messenger RNA, 1816 nt
Organism: Thalassophryne amazonica
Lineage: Eukaryota; Metazoa; Chordata; Actinopteri; Batrachoidiformes; Batrachoididae
Gene: es1
Product: es1 protein
Exons: 7
Coding region: 512-1321 (269 amino acids)
Cellular component (GO): mitochondrion
Source: RefSeq, a predicted model, not a curated record